CGCCGCGCCUCGCCUCGCCCCGUCGGCCUGGCUCUAUCCCCACCUCUAGUGAAGGAGAGAUUGUGCCCCUCCCCGACCCCCCACCCAGGGCGAGCCGCGUGGAGUCGUUGGACUGGGCAGAACUUUGGCAGGCAAGGAGAGAAACAGCCACACCGGGCUGCCGGGCAAGAGAAGAAGGAGGAAGGGCCAGAUACCCGGGCGUCGCGCCGCUGCGGAAGGAUUCCGUUUCCUGCGGGGGGCGGAGGGAUUUGACAGCACAGUAACUUCCGGAAAAGUCCUGACCCUCGGAGGAAAAGCCUUGCAAGAAACAAUAACAAACGGGAGGAGGAAGCGGUUCUGGUGUGUCUGUGUUGAGCGGUUCUUGUCCGCGAAGAUGCGCCUCGGCCCCUGUCAGGGGACGUGAACGGGCUCAGUGGGCUUCAGCCAGCUUUUCUCCACCGGUUCCCCACGGGGACCCCCCCCCGGCCGCUGCAAUGGCGGGCGUGGGGCCGGGGGGCUACGCGGCCGAGUUCGUGCCGCCCCCGGAGUGCCCCGUCUUUGAGCCGAGCUGGGAGGAGUUCACAGAUCCGCUCAGCUUUAUCGGCCGCAUCCGGCCUUUGGCGGAGAAAACCGGCAUCUGCAAAAUUCGGCCGCCCAAGGACUGGCAGCCUCCAUUCGCCUGUGAAGUAAAAAGCUUUCGUUUCACUCCAAGAGUCCAGCGCCUGAAUGAACUUGAGGCAAUGACCAGAGUGAGACUGGAUUUCUUGGAUCAGCUAGCAAAAUUUUGGGAGCUUCAAGGAUCUACUCUGAAGAUCCCUGUGGUAGAGAGAAAAAUCCUGGAUCUCUAUGCUUUGAGCAAGAUUGUUGCCAGCAAAGGAGGUUUUGAAAUGGUCACCAAAGAGAAGAAAUGGUCUAAAGUGGGUAGUCGCUUGGGGUAUCUGCCAGGAAAAGGAACUGGGUCUCUUUUGAAGUCACAUUAUGAAAGAAUUCUCUACCCGUAUGAGCUUUUCCAGUCUGGCGUGAGCCUUAUGGGUGUGCAGAUGCCUAAUUUAGAUCUUAAAGAAAAAGUGGAGCCUGAGGUUCUCAUCACUGAUACCCAAACUUCCCCAGAGCCAGGCACAAGAAUGAACACUCUGCCGAAGAGAACAAGACGUGUGAAGUCUCAGUCAGAAUCUGGAGAUGUGAAUAGAAACACGGAAUUGAAGAAACUUCAGAUUUUUGGGGCUGGGCCCAAGGUUGUGGGCCUGGCAAUGGGAACAAAAGAUAAAGAAGAUGAGGUCACCCGAAGACGAAAAGUUACCAACAGGUCAGACGCAUUUAACAUGCAAAUGAGACAACGGAAAGGCACUCUCUCUGUUAACUUUGUUGAUCUCUAUGUUUGUAUGUUUUGUGGUCGGGGAAACAAUGAAGAUAAGUUGCUUUUGUGUGACGGAUGUGAUGACAGCUAUCAUACAUUUUGUCUAAUUCCUCCACUACCUGAUGUGCCCAAAGGAGACUGGAGGUGUCCUAAAUGUGUCGCUGAGGAAUGUAGCAAACCUCGAGAAGCCUUUGGAUUUGAACAAGCUGUACGAGAGUAUACACUUCAGAGCUUUGGAGAGAUGGCAGAUAAUUUUAAGUCUGAUUAUUUUAAUAUGCCAGUCCAUAUGGUUCCCACAGAACUAGUAGAAAAGGAAUUUUGGCGGCUGGUAAGCAGCAUUGAAGAAGAUGUUAUCGUGGAAUAUGGGGCAGAUAUCUCCUCAAAAGACUUUGGAAGUGGAUUUCCGGUGAAGGACGGGCGGAGAAAGAUGCUGCCAGAAGAAGAGGAAUAUGCACUUUCUGGUUGGAAUUUGAAUAACAUGCCUGUCCUGGAACAGUCUGUUCUUGCGCAUAUUAAUGUGGACAUCUCUGGCAUGAAAGUGCCAUGGCUUUAUGUGGGAAUGUGUUUCUCUUCUUUUUGCUGGCACAUUGAAGAUCACUGGAGUUAUUCCAUCAACUACUUGCACUGGGGGGAGCCAAAGACAUGGUAUGGUGUGCCAUCUCAUGCUGCAGAACAGCUGGAGGAGGUGAUGAGAGAGCUGGCCCCUGAGUUAUUUGAAUCCCAGCCUGAUCUUCUGCAUCAGUUAGUCACCAUCAUGAACCCCAAUGUGCUGAUGGAGCAUGGUGUGCCUGUGUACAGGACCAAUCAGUGUGCUGGCGAGUUUGUUGUGACCUUUCCUCGUGCCUAUCACUCUGGAUUUAACCAGGGCUACAACUUUGCUGAAGCUGUGAACUUCUGUACUGCUGACUGGUUGCCCAUUGGACGUCAGUGUGUGAAUCAUUACCGACGCCUAAGGCGCCAUUGUGUCUUUUCACAUGAGGAACUCAUUUUCAAGAUGGCAGCAGAUCCAGAAUGCUUAGAUGUGGGGCUGGCUGCCAUGGUCUGCAAAGAAUUGACUCUCAUGACUGAGGAAGAAACACGAUUAAGAGAGUCUGUUGUACAGAUGGGUGUCCUGAUGUCAGAAGAAGAAGUGUUUGAACUUGUUCCUGAUGAUGAGCGACAGUGUUCAGCAUGCAGAACCACAUGUUUUCUCUCUGCUCUCACAUGCUCCUGUAAUCCUGAGCGGCUUGUAUGUCUCUACCAUCCAACUGAUCUGUGCCCCUGCCCCAUGCAGAAGAAAUGUCUUAGAUACCGCUACCCAUUAGAAGACCUCCCUUCUCUGCUAUAUGGUGUAAAAGUCAGGGCGCAGUCCUAUGACACGUGGGUCAGUCGUGUUACAGAAGCAUUGUCUGCUAACUUCAACCACAAAAAAGAUUUGAUUGAAUUGCGAGUAAUGCUGGAAGAUGCUGAGGAUAGGAAAUACCCAGAGAAUGACCUCUUUCGAAAACUCAGGGAUGCUGUAAAAGAAGCUGAGACCUGUGCUUCUGUGGCUCAGCUGCUUCUGAGCAAAAAGCAGAAACACAGACAGAGCCCAGAUAGUGGGAGGACUCGGACCAAACUGACAGUGGAAGAAUUGAAGGCCUUUGUCCAACAACUUUUUAGUCUUCCGUGUGUCAUCAGCCAAGCUCGGCAAGUGAAGAAUCUGCUAGAUGAUGUGGAAGAGUUUCAUGAACGUGCUCAGGAGGCCAUGAUGGAUGAAACCCCAGAUUCUUCCAAACUCCAAAUGUUGAUAGAUAUGGGCUCUAGUCUGUAUGUGGAACUCCCUGAAUUACCACGACUGAAGCAAGAGCUGCAACAGGCUCGGUGGUUGGACGAAGUAAGACUGACCUUAUCAGAUCCACAGCAAGUCACUUUGGAUGUCAUGAAGAAACUGAUAGACUCUGGGGUAGGGUUGGCACCCCACCAUGCUGUGGAGAAAGCAAUGGCUGAACUACAGGAGCUCCUUACAGUCUCUGAACGAUGGGAAGAAAAGGCUAAGGUCUGCCUACAGGCAAGACCACGGCACAGUGUGGCAAGUUUAGAAAGCAUUGUGAAUGAAGCCAAGAACAUUCCAGCCUUUCUACCCAAUGUGUUGUCCUUGAAAGAAGCCUUACAAAAGGCUCGAGAAUGGACAGCUAAAGUGGAAGCUAUUCAGAGUGGCAGCAACUACGCUUAUUUGGAACAGCUUGAGAGCUUGUCUGCGAAAGGACGCCCUAUCCCUGUGCGCCUUGAAGCACUGCCGCAAGUGGAAUCUCAGGUGGCAGCAGCACGGGCAUGGAGAGAACGGACUGGGCGGACCUUUCUUAAGAAGAAUUCUAGCCAUACGUUGUUACAGGUGCUGAGCCCCCGGACUGACAUUGGUGUAUAUGGGAGUGGCAAAAAUAGGAGGAGAAAAGUAAAAGAACUGAUAGAAAAAGAAAAAGAAAAGGAUCUGGACCCCGAGCCUCUGAGUGAUCUGGAGGAGGGAUUGGAGGAAACCAGAGAUACAGCCGUGGUGGUAGCAGUUUUCAAAGAACGGGAGCAAAAAGAGAUUGAAGCCAUGCAUUCUCUCAGAGCAGCCAACCUAGCCAAGAUGACAAUGGUGGACCGCAUAGAAGAAGUAAAAUUUUGCAUUUGCCGCAAGACAGCCAGUGGGUUUAUGCUACAGUGUGAGCUCUGCAAGGACUGGUUCCAUAACAGCUGUGUUCCUCUUCCUAAAUCAAGUUCCCAAAAGAAAGGAUCCAACUGGCAAGCUAAAGAAGUAAAAUUCCUUUGCCCUCUUUGUAUGCGGUCUCGAAGGCCCAGGCUAGAGACUAUUCUGUCACUCCUGGUGUCCCUUCAGAAGUUGCCCGUACGGUUGCCUGAAGGAGAGGCUCUGCAGUGUUUGACAGAACGUGCUAUGAGUUGGCAAGAUAGAGCACGGCAGGCUCUAGCCACAGAUGAACUCUCCUCUGCCCUGGCCAAAUUGUCUGUGUUGAGCCAGCGUAUGGUGGAACAGGCAGCUCGAGAAAAAACUGAAAAGAUCAUCAGUGCGGAGCUCCAAAAAGCAGCUGCCAAUCCAGACUUACAGGGACACUUACCUAGUUUCCAGCAGUCUGCUUUUAAUCGGGUGGUGAGCAGUGUGUCCUCUUCUCCUCGACAAACAAUGGACUAUGAUGACGAAGAAACAGACUCUGAUGAAGACAUUCGAGAGACGUAUGGUUACGACAUGAAGGACACAGCCAGUGUGAAGUCCUCUAGUAGUCUUGAACCCAAUCUUUUUUGUGAUGAAGAGAUUCCCAUCAAAUCUGAGGAGGUGGUGACUCACAUGUGGACAGCACCUUCAUUUUGUGCAGAGCAUGCUUACUCUUCUGCUUCCAAGAGUUGUUCUCAAGUAUUUUUUGGGAAAGGUUCUAGCACCCCAAGGAAACAACCUCGGAAGAGCCCUUUAGUGCCCCGGAGUUUGGAACCUCCGGUGCUGGAGUUGUCACCUGGAGCUAAGGCACAACUGGAAGAACUUAUGAUGGUUGGAGACCUCCUAGAAGUAUCUCUGGACGAGACUCAACACAUAUGGCGGAUUUUGCAGGCCACACACCCACCCUCUGAAGACAGAUUCUUGCAUAUCAUGGAGGAUGACAGCAUGGAAGAGAAACCACUAAAAGUGAAAGGAAAGGACUCUUCAGAGAAGAAACGGAAACGGAAGCUAGAAAAGGUAGAGCAACUUUUUGGAGAAGGAAAACAGAAGUCCAAGGAGUUAAAGAAAAUGGACAAACCUAAAAAGAAGAAAUUAAAAUUAAGUGCAGACAAAUCAAAGGAGCUGAAUAAACUGGCCAAGAAACUAGCAAAAGAAGAAGAGAGAAAGAAAAAGAAGGAGAAGGCUGCUGCAGCCAAAGUUGAACUUGUGAAAGAGAGCACUGAAAAGAAGAGAGAGAAGAAAGUGCUGGACAUUCCCUCAAAGUAUGACUGGUCAGGAGCAGAGGAGUCUGAUGAUGAGAAUGCUGUGUGCGCAGCACAGAACUGCCAAAGGCCCUGCAAGGACAAGGUAGACUGGGUACAAUGUGAUGGUGGCUGUGAUGAGUGGUUUCAUCAAGUUUGUGUGGGUGUAUCUCCAGAAAUGGCUGAAAAUGAAGAUUACAUCUGUAUAAACUGUGCAAAGAAGCAAGGGCCAGUUAGCCCAGGUCCAGCACCACCUCCUUCCUUCAUAAUGAGCUACAAACUACCAGUGGAGGAUCUGAAAGAGACCAGUUAGCAGAUGCUUGGUUAGUUUGGGACAUGGGGGGAAAUGGACCACAUUGAGACCUUAGUCAUCAAGUAGAGUGGUUUCUAUCCACUUGGAAUGUUGCUUCCAAAGAUGAAUGGCCUUCAGAGAAAGUCCUCUUAGUGCUGGCUUCCUCUUUGCAUGGACUCGGGGGGUUACAUUCUCUGUCAACAUAUCUAUGCAGAGGGUGUCUUCUUUGGUACAGCAGCCAAUAGUUCAUGUCUCCUUUGAGUGUGAUUUACUGCAUUAAGGCCAGAUGCUUGAUUGAGCUCUAGGGUGGCUGGUUAGUAUUAAUACAUUGGUGUGCUAACAGGGCAUGUAGGAUGUGGCUUUUGUCCAGCUGAUAGUAGUUAGAGACUUACAACUUAGGAACAGCACCAACUGAAGGUGCUAAUUGCUUGGAUCACCUUCACUGGGAUAGUUGGAGAGGGAUUGGAGUACCACUUUCCUUCCACUGUUACCUGGUACUUAAUGCCCUAAAGAUACAACUAGGAGUAACAGGGCCAAAGUUAUUUCUGUUAGACGUCAAGGAAUGGUAUCACAGUCUAUUGACAUCAGCUAUUUGUGCUUGUUUGUGCUAGAAGAACACCCCAAAUAGGAGAACCUCUCAGCUGGGGCAGGUCACCUUUGUAAGGAUGAGGAUGUCAUCUAGAUCAGAAAUCGGACUAGAUUGGAUUCUGGGGAGAAGAACCUGCUACAAGGCAAGGAGCCGUUUUUUGGCAUUGAAAAGUCUUGCUGUCUUGGGUCUACAUUUUAGGGAAGAGCAGGUACAUGGAUUCAGGCCUCUGCCAAAAAAAAAAAGAGAAGAAGAUGACGACGAUGACCAGUCAUACUAUCUUACUGAGCCACAGUGAUGCAUGCUUUUCGGGGAAAACUUCAUUCACAAGUAUUCCAGACACCAGGCUUCAGGCAUGGCCAUGAGCAAGACCAGCAAAUAACAGCUUUUUGCCUUGCAGCCCUGACCCCAAUGUCUGCUGUUUCCAACACUGGCAAUUUCUAACUACGGCCCGCAGCAGAUGCUGUUGAAUAACGCCAUGGCUUCAUCAGAGGAUGCGGGGUUGUAGUACCUCUGGGUGAUGAAGUUGUUUUAGUAAAUCCAUUUUUAAAAAGAAAAAAAAAGGACUUGUUUUUACUUUUUUCUAAAUGUCUCUGACUACUGACUGUUCUAUAAAUAGAUUAUUUUUCCUUUUUUAAUAUACAUAUAUGAAUAUAUAAAUAUAUAUAUUUACUGUUACCAGCAGCAUAUGACAGAGUUUCAACAUCAAAAAUCCAUUUGGGGGCUUGCUUUUUCUUUUUUGCUUUAAAAAAAAAAAUCCCAUUCCUUCCUUGUAGUACAAGGAGUUAGCACUCCCUCCUCCAUCCCAGCCUGACCAGAUCUUCCAUUUUGCUUUUGUUCAUAUAGAUAAUUAUAUGUCCUUUGUAUGUUGGGACUUGUUCCUGUCUGUUGGGAAACUUGGUCUCACUCUAGUCUGUGCUGGCUGUUUUUUCUUUUGUGUGUGAAUGUUUGAAACUAUGGUGCUGUGUCCUCUUCCCUCCUGUUGUGUUCUCUGUUCUUAAGAUUUUAGGUAAGCUGUAUGUAAACUCUUAGUAGAAGGGGACUAAUUUUUUUUUAAAGGACAAAAAAAAAAAAAGACUAAAAAUAGUGUUUUGUCAUCACUGUCUGUCUGGUGUGUUUAUUUUGGUUUAAAAAAAUCUGUGGUUUGACUUAAAUUCAUCAGUUUUCCUUUUAAAGGGGGGAUUGGGGUGGACCUAGCAACGGCUUAUAGUCUCCUUUUCCCUUUUUGCCCCAGUCUCUUUUAAAGAACUGUCUUCUAGUAACUAGAAGUGAAAUGUACUGUCCAGUUACAGUUUGAGUGGGUAUGAGAUUUAACUCAAAAGGCAUCUUACAAAAAAAAAGAAACAUGUUUUCUUAUAAAAUCCAAUUUAUGUAAAUGUUUUCUCUGUAGUUCAUACUACCUACUUUUUAUUCAUUCUUUCCUUAAUACUGUAUAACCUUUUGAGUGUUUUGACUUGUCCAGAGGUUUGUUAGUGUUGCUGUGCAUGUGUCUUGAGGUCUCAUCUCAAGUAAGUUUGUGUAUGAUCCAAGAUUUCAGUGGAUAUUGCAAGGCAACUAAUGAACCGAUUUCAUAAGUUUUCCUUUUGCCAAACUAACGAUUAUCAAUUAAGAAUUUCCUCUGGUUGAUGUUAUACAAGAAAGCACAAUAUUUUUUGCCUUUUGGUCUUCUUUGUAAAAGUCUUCAGAUACUUGUGGGUUAAAAAUUGAAUGUAAUGUUAAGUGACAGAUGCCUGGAAUACAUUUACAAUUUUUAUUUUUCCUUCCUAAUCAUCCAUUAACUAGUCCACCAUCAGUGGCAAGUCAUGAGGAUGCUGAGAAAGUAUGACUAGCUUCCUGUUACCUUCUGACGUUUUGAAACUUAAAUAUGUCUUUUCAUUGAUACUGUGGGAUUUUCUUUAUUUACUUGAAAGUCAUGGAGGAUUUGGUAUGAUUUGACCGCAGGUUUAGACCAAGGCUGAGAAGAACAGAAGGGAGAAAUUAAUGGCAAAACAAAAAAAUAAACAAAUCUGCAGUUUUGGAAUUAAUGAAACAAGAUUGAUCUAUUUAAAGAAAUGUUGGUGUUCUAAUACAAAGCAUUAUUUUCACUUAGAGAAAAUUAUUUACAACGUGCUCUCUUCUGUAUUGUAAUAUUUUGUAUUAAGACAUGAUUUAAAAUGUCUUUCUACCCUUCUUAUCUCCUCUGAACUGCAACUGAAGUUGCAAUUCUUCGUCAUUAGUAUUUUAACCUUGGCAAAGGUUAUAGAAAGAAAAAUGGAAAAAUGGUAGGCCUUUGGUAUUCUUAAAAGCUAAGUCAUUAGAACUAUGCAGAUCCCCAAGUUUAGAAGUACAAAUGUAGCACUAGUAGUUAGCUUUCUAACUAGGGGAGGAGACGGAAGACUUUCCUUCCACAGAUGUUUAUUUUGCUUCCUGAUAGGUCCUGUAGCAAAGCCAUGUUGAUGUGUAGAUGCGGGACUUCCUCACUGAGCUGCUGCACACCAGCUUUGCCUGCAUGAUUCAAAUUUGUGCCUCAGUAAAAUUAUAAAUUAUUGCAUGUCAUACUCUGAAUAAUUGAAAAGGCAAACAUUAAACCUGUGAUUGCCCACAGUGUACUUUAAUAAUAAAAAACAUGGCAGCCAGGUGUACUCCAGUGCAGUGUAGUCAGGAGGCUGAAGUGGGAAGAUUGCUUGAACCUAGGAGUUUGAGUCCUGCCUGGUCAACAGUGAGACCCUGUCUCUCUCUCUCUCUCUCUAACCUUUUUUUUUUUUUUUUUUUAAAAGAAAGGACAAAGGCUGACCUGUAAGAUUAGCAUGAUUUUACCUGUGCUUUACUUCUGUUCUUCUCUACUUUUGUCUUUAGUACGUGUCCAAAAAAUGUCUUUUUGUGCUGCUUAAUUUUUGGAUUCUGGAUGCAAUUCAGUGCAUGUAAAGAAACUACUUGCUUGUCAGUAUUUUAAUUCUGUAGUACAUUUGUGUGAAUAUCAACCAGCACUUACACUAGGAGAAUGAAAAGAAAAACUGAGACAGCCUCUCGUUGAAAGGAUGGGAUAAUCCACUUUUUAAGGGAGAAAGUGACAGUUUGGAGUGGGAUUUGAAAAGUGUAAAUGGUGGAAAAAUUUGAGCUGUUGAAGUCCCACAUAUAACCAGAUUUGAUAAAGUUUCACAUGUGGAUUAGCUUUGUGUGUGUAGAAGGUGCUUUUACAGCAGGUCCUUAAAUACUCCUUUUGAAAUUCCUUUUUUUAAAAAAUCAUACCAUUACUUCUUUGGAUAAGAAUGUCCCAAGUGGUAUCUCAUACUGUAGUAUGAGGAAGAAUGGAUGUUAAUGUAUUGUUUUGAAUUUUGGUCUUCUCUUGUCCUGGAUCAUAUCCAGUCACCACUAUGCAACAAAUGAUGUGCACUGGGCAAGGAUAUGAUGGGUUAUUCAAGCUGUAUCUUGCUUGUUUUUUCUUUUGCAGUACUCCAAGUGGUCUAAACAGGAAUGUCUUGUAAACCUCAAGACUCCCUAUUGAUUAUUCCCUUACAUAUUUAUUUACAAUUUAUCAGGGUAAUUGGUGGUGCCUUAUGAAAAGCAUAACUUGAUUUCUUGAUCUUUGAGCAUGUUUUGUGUUUCUUCUGUUUUCUGAAAGAAUAUUAGAUAUGGUUGAUUGCAUUACAUCUAAAAGAUUUAAAAAUUAUGUGUAUGCUCAGGUUCCCCACACCCACACCCACCCCUACCCCGUGUCAUUUACUUUGGUGGCAACUUUAAAUGGUAACUAAGUAAAAGUACAUUUUGGUAAGGAGUAUUGAUAAUCCUGAGGAAAACUAGUGAGUAUAUGGGAGCCACCUUUAACCUGUGCCAAAGCAGUUUCUAAUUUCAUUUGCUCUCUAACUGCAAAAUAAAGAACUGAGCUGAAAUAAUUUGAUCAGUGGUGUGAUUAGCCUAUUAUCAUUGCUGAGAAUAGUGUUUUUGGAGUGUGAAGUGAUUCCUGAAGAUUUCACCUGCCUUCUGUUUCCAGCAAGAAUCCAGUGAUGACCAACACAUUUCCUCACCUUUGGUUCUUGAGAAGUUUAUCCCUUUGCAACAAACCAUUAAUAGGGAAGACAAGGAAAUGCUUUCCUUUUCUCUUUGGCUUCUUAACCAAUUCAGACCCCACGUUACUUCAGAGAAGCAAAUGGCACCUUUUCCCCAUUGCCAAGGAUCCCAGCUUAUGCAGAUAUGAAGGACAGAUCGUUUCUGAAAAUGUUAAGACUCUGCUUGCUGUGAACUUGGCCUCAAAACAGUUUCAUGAAAUGUGCAGCUCUCUCUGUGUGUGUGUUAGGAGGAGGGCUGGUGGAAAGAGCAGGGGCGGGGGGGAAAUCUGAUUACCUCUUGGGAAAUAAUUUUCUUGCCAACAAAAAGAUACACUUGAAGUUUCUUAAGGUGGCAAAUCCAUUAAAAAAAAUUGUGUUGGACUCUCCCAGUUUAGAUCAAGUAUUUCUUGGGGAUCUUGACAUUGUGGUCGAUACCAGUAAAUGAAAGAUCCAGAAUAUUUUCAUUUAAAGCUCAACCAUGAAUUGGAACAUGGUGAAACAUUUUACACAUUAUAAAAGUAGGGAACAGUACAAAAGAAUGCAAUCAAAUACUAUAUUAUGUAAAUAAACUAGAGUGAUUUUGGAAUUUCACUCUCUUCACUCCUUCUCACUUGUUCUUUGAAGUGUAUUUCUACCUUGGUAGGAAGAAAGACUUGAUUUAAUCUUUCCUUAAAGAUCCAUGAAAUUUCUUUAUUAGGCAGAACUUUUCCCUAGCCUUAUCUCUGGAGCUAGGUUGUGUAUCUUGUCCGUGGGGGGAAAAAGGCACCACAAGAAGAAGCUUUAGAAAUGGCUUGGUGGUCCCACCUUGUGUUAAGGAGCCUUUUUGAAGGUGUCAGGGACAUAGGAUGAAAUCAGAAUUUUCUUUAGUUUCAAAAAAGGUUUUCAGAAGCCCAGAUGAGAACCUUAGAAUUACGUAAUGUAAAGAACACUGGAUUUAGGAAUAAAAUAAUCUGGGUUUUAGCUCUAUGUUUGGCCCCUUAUGUGAGUUGCUUAUCUAUUGUGGACCUUGGUUUCCUACCGUAUGCAAGUUAGUCACAAAGAAACAAGUUAUAGCCCCUCCCCUUGACAGGGUAAGACGUAGAUGAUUUCUAAGGAUGUUUCUUCCUAAAAAGGUUAUAGAAUUUAAAGAUGACAACAGAGGCUGUAUAGUCCAAAUCCCCAUUUAAUGAGAGAAAAAUUGAUUCGGCACUCCUGAGGACAGAACAUACAGUGUCUGUCCUAUUCUUGGAAAAAUCUAAGUAUUGGUCACUAACAUGUAUCGGAGCUUGCCUAUAGUCUUCCCUCUGCUGGGGUCUGAAUUUUGUGGCAUUUUCGAGCACUUUCCCUUUUGCCGUGGGACUAGCAUAUCUGCAUCUCUCUAUUCCAUUCAGUGCUGAACUCCUGGGAGGUAAGGCGAGAGUGUUAGACACAUUUGACAAACCUAGCCUAACCGUUCCGUCAUCUGUGGGCCCCUUCCCUCUGCAGAUUCUGCUGCUCUGUUGAGACUAGCAGCUUUAGUCUUUCUGACCUAGCCCUGCCAUCUCUAACUGGGGCUAAACUUCACUGAGACACAAAACAGCAUAUCAUUCGUGUUGUCUUUGGAACCUUGAAUAACAAUUCAAACUCAUGUCACCUUGGUCACUUCCCAGGACUUGUUUUGUCAUAGAAGCAUCUCGUUCCAGAGUUCAGUUGAAACAUUGAGAGACUGGUUUGAUUCCCUUUGCUUCUCAUCCCUAUAAUGCAUUGCUGCCGUCUGAAAUAAGCCCAUCCAGUCAUCAGGCCUCAAACUGCUACCUGUUUUCCUCAAUUCGUUUUACCGUUGCUGCCGUCCUUGCCAGUUCUUUGCAUUAUAGAGAUUUUCAUUCCCUAUUCCUUUGUAAAUAUGCUUUUCUGCUUUUUCAUUAACUGGAAACGGACUCUCCCUCAGCCAUACUUGCCUUAGGACUCUUUCAAGUGGAGAGUGUUCGUCUUCUCACUUUUCUGCCGGUGAAUGGAUGGACUACAGGGUCUGCUGCCCCUGUGUUCUUGAUCGCCACUGCUACACCGUUGUUCUGUCCCGAGGCUUCUGCUGUUCAGCUGCACCGUCUGUCCUCCUCACCGCCAUCUCUGGUCACUCCCCUUCAUUUAUGGAAGGGACUUUGAUGAUUGAUGGGCAUCUCUUUCCCCAGUGCUGCCAUCAUUCUGGGCAGUUUCAUUAGUCAUGGAUGACCUUAAUUUCUGGACCUCCAUCUCCACUAGUCAUUUUCACUCCAUUUAGCAAACCAGUUUUAAGUCAACACUUUGGACUCAUCAGAAAUUUAUUUUCUGAAAUGUAGAAUCGAUAAUUUCUUCUAUGAUUUUAAUGUCCUUUAAUUUCUUCCUCUCAGUAUACAGUAUACUUAUUCUUUGACCUCAAGAAGCCUCCAGUUCCUUAACCAACCUUCCCCACCCCCCGCACCCCCGUUUGUCAGUUUACUCUGGCUUUACCGCUUCCCCGUUUAGCAUCGACUGUGGCCUGUCGCUCUGGCUCUGCAGAAACUUAUCCCUGGAUCAGUUUGGCUGUCUGACUUCCUUGCUUUCAUGGGCGGCUGCGUACUACUGAGUGUGUCCCAGUGGUUGGUGGCACCACAGAUGGACUUGAGUAGGUAGGUGCUUGAAGCAGUUCAGCGGCCCUGGCCGUCCAGCAACCUCUUCCAUUCUUAAAGACUAUUUCAGAUUUUCACCCCUUGUCAAAUAGCCUGUCACCUCUGCUGCCUCUGCAGAGACCUACCCUCCUAACGGGUAAAUUGAAGCUAACAGGAGAGCUGCUAAGCUUCUUCCUCAGUUAUCUAUAUCAUCCUCAUCUGUCCCAGAGGAGGGGUCUGUCCUGUGGUCAACACUAUGAAAGUAUAGGUGAAUGAGCUAAUCAGUGAAUCCUAUCCCAUUGUAACUCCUUAGAGACCUUGUUCUGUCAGUCAGCCCUUUAUCUUCCGCAUCUUUCAUUCAGCAUAUAAUUUCAAGCUCUGUAUUGAACAGGAGAGCUCAACUCCUAUAUGUUUUCCCUUGAGCCUGUCUCUUUUCCUGUUCUCCUCUUCUUCUUGAAAUGCUACCUCUUCAGAGGCCCCCAUGUUUUCUCUUGCAAUGGCCUGUUCUAUUCCAUUAGGGGACUUUGCCAUAUAUGGCAUGUUUGUGUAAAAGUUCCACGAGAGCCUAGGUUUUGUUUCCUUUAUCUCUCCAUAUGCAGCAACUAGAACAAUACUAUGCGUAAACAUUCAACAGAUAACUUGAAGGAGUGCUGUUUCAUGCCUUCGUUCCUUCCUAUACAUUAUUGCUCCCCUGUUGUUCUCUGUUUGGACUGCCAUAACCUCAUCUGCCUUUUCUCCUUACUACUUUCUCAUUCUUCAAAAUUCAGCUCAUCCCCAAAUUCCUCUGAGAAGUUCUUCAGGUUACUCCUCUCCAUCUAAUCUGAGUUAGAUGUCCUUUCUUGGAGCUCUAAUAGCGUUUAGACUAGACACCGGUCCUCAGAGUGAGGCUUCUGCAUGGACAGCGUCACCGUCAUGUGGGAAUUCAUUAGAAAUGCAAACUAUGAGGCCCUACCCUAGACUUUCUAAAUCAGAAACUGGGAAUGGGGCCAGCAACCUGCGUUUUAACAAGCCCUGAAGGUGACUGUGAUGCAUGCAAAGUUUGAGGACCACUAGAACAUAGUCCCUGUAGAAUACAUCUCCAGGAUCUGACACAACACACAGAACAGGAUUAUUGUGAAGAUCUUCCUUAUAAAGACCUGAAGUCUAUCUUCCUGUAGCCUCAUCCAUCCUAGUUGAGCAUAUGAAAAACUAGUUCAGUUGCAUCUCUGUUCGGCAGCCUUACAGCAUUUGAGGAUAGUGGUCAUCUCUACUUCUGCACCUCUCGUCCCCAGCUCCUCUGGUUUAAUAUCUUUUUUUUUUCUCAUGUGCUCUAACUUUGAAUCCCUUCACUUUCCUCAUUGGGCUUCUCUGGACAAUUCCAACUUACUUCAUAUCCAUCUUAAAUACAUAUUCAAAAUACCCUUUUAGCUUUUAACCUACAGCUCUGAAAGGUGGAACUAUACAUGUCUAUAAUCACCCCAGCAAGACAGAGUUCACAAUGAACAUAGAAUUCCAUUUGUACAGUUGGAGGUGUUCCCAGGUGGGUGGAUUGCUUGAGGUCAGGAGUUCAAGACCAGCCUGGCCAACAUGGCGAAACCUCGUCUCUAGGAAAAAUACAAAAUUUAGCCGGGCAUGGUAGCGCUCGCCUGUAAUCCUAGCUACUCGGGAGGCUGAGGCACGAGAAUCAAUUGAACCCAGUAGAGGCGGAGGUUACAAUGAGCUGAGGUCACGCCACUGCACUCCAGCCUAGGUUUCAGUGGGAGACUCUGUCUCAAAAACAAACCGAAGCUGUCGCUCCCAUCCUAGACCAAUCUAAUUGCAAGUAUCUCACAGGGAGCCCAAGUAUCAAUGUUUUUCUGUGCGGCUUAUUUUAAUACAUGAUUUUAGCAAAUUUAAAGAAUUUGUGCAACCCUUACCACGUCAUACAAACUUCAGAAUGUUUCCAUCACCCACAAAGAAACUUCAUGUCUAUUUGGUCAAUCCCUGUUUCUACUCCCAGCCCUAGGUGACCAUUAGUCUGAGUCUCUCUAGAGUUGCCUUUUCUAGACCUAAACAUCAGGAUUUUGUUUUUCUGCAGUCAGAAUUGAGAACCGUAGUUCUGAAUGCAUCAUGAGAGACAAUGAUUUUUAAGGAUUAUGUAGAAUAAGUAUGUUUUACGUAUUUUCAUAUUUAUGACUCCCAUCCAUACAGUGAAUGCAUCUAUCACCAGUAAGACAAAGAUCAUUAAUUUGAUAAUGGAACUUAAUAGACCAUUCUACUAUUUUCCUUUUCUACAUUUUACUAUCGUAUUCAAAAUGGCCUCCCAUUCUCUCCCAGGUUAUUUUAAAACAUCUCCAGUCUGCUUUUUUCCCCUUUAGCUCAUAAAUGAAUAGUGCUGGAUGAUAUCUUAGGAGCAUUUUCCCUGAGAUAAUGUCUUCGGUAAUGAUUGCACGUAUUGGUGUUGAUUCCAUCCUUGAAGUUAUUUUCCUUUAUCUUUCUCAUUGGUGUUUCUUCACUAGAGGUUUUGCUGUCUGAUUAACUUAUCUGCCAAAUAAAUGGACUUUUGCUUCAUAGGUACACAAACAUUUCUAAAACUUUUUUUGGAAAAUAUAUUUUUUUUUAAAAAAACAAAUAGCGCAUGCACAUUUAAAAAAGAAAGAAAAAAUAUCCCAAAAUGACCAGUUAAGAUUUACUUUCAGACAACUCCGUGCAUAUUUACAUAUGCUUCUAUACAACCAUGUACACCUUUGCGUAAAUGAGACCACACUCUACGUACUGCUUUGUAAUUUGCUUCUUUCACUUAAUACUGAGAACAUUUGUACGUGACCAUAGAUAUAGAUUUGUAUUGUUUUUAAUGGCUGUAUAGUUUUGCAUUAUACUGAAUCUUAAUGAUGUUUAAGAGCUAUGUAUAUUGAGGACAUUAUUUCUUUGUUUUGUGUUGCAAAUUUUUGACCAUGUUGUUAUUAGUCUUUUAACCUUAUUUAUAGUUUUUUUUUGUUAUAAAAGUUAAGUUUUAUGAUGUAAACUUAAUCUUUUUGAUUUUAUAAUUCCUGGUUUUCCUGAUGUGCUUAGAAUGACCUUCCCUACUACAAGAUAAUAAAAAUACCUCCAUGA
This is a messenger RNA of Cercocebus atys (sooty mangabey), 15805 nucleotides long. RefSeq names its product lysine (K)-specific demethylase 5A (gene KDM5A). Gene Ontology annotation, molecular function: DNA binding; histone demethylase activity. NCBI's taxonomy places the organism in Eukaryota, Metazoa, Chordata, Mammalia, Primates, Cercopithecidae. Gene Ontology annotation, biological process: chromatin remodeling. The transcript is spliced from 28 exons. The record is from RefSeq and is a predicted model, not a curated record. Gene Ontology annotation, cellular component: nucleus. Bases 474 to 5561 code for a protein of 1695 amino acids.